Molecule: messenger RNA, 2855 nt
Organism: Pristis pectinata (smalltooth sawfish)
Lineage: Eukaryota; Metazoa; Chordata; Chondrichthyes; Rhinopristiformes; Pristidae
Gene: alg12
Product: ALG12 alpha-1,6-mannosyltransferase
Exons: 9
Coding region: 509-1990 (493 amino acids)
Biological process (GO): protein N-linked glycosylation
Cellular component (GO): endoplasmic reticulum membrane
Molecular function (GO): alpha-1,6-mannosyltransferase activity
Source: RefSeq, a predicted model, not a curated record
ACAUUAAUGCAGGGAUACAGUUGACACUAUAUAUAAAUCCACAUCUAUGUAGGCUAUUGCAUAAACAGACACUGAUAUACAGAAUAACGUCAGGCAAUGGUGCCGGAUUUAUAAGAAUGAAAUCCCGGCUCAGUUACCCUUCUAGCAUUUCGUGGGCAGUAACAUCCUGUGUAGUCUCCUUUGAACUGGAUGUUGUUAGCCGUCAUCAAGGCGGACUGGCAUGUGCUGCAGUGUUCUUAUAUUCACUUUUUGUUUUUUAAUGGAUUCUGCUUGAACUCACAAGAAUUGUGGGACCGCAGGACAUCGAGUUGCUUUGCAAUAAGCACGUUGAACAAAUGUGGUACUGUACGUUGUGAAGUAUGUGUUGAACAUUGGAGGGCUCCAGCCAGCGAUUUCAAGGCUGCAAUGUUCUGAGCGCAUAGUGCGGGCGGUGGUGCUGGUGAUAGCCCAAGUCUGCAGUGGGUUUGUUCGCCUGUUGAGUCUUGUCUCUCUCGUCCGGGGCACAGCCAUGGCUGAGAGGAGCCAACCAAUGCACAGAGAACUGUUGCUCCUAGCCCUUGUGGCUUGUGUCCACUUGUUGAUCUGUCCUUUCACUAAAGUGGAAGAAAGUUUCAACCUGCAAGCGACACACGACCUACUGUAUCACCGCCUGCACUUGGACAAGUACGAUCAUCACGAGUUCCCCGGGGUAGUUCCAAGGACCUUUGUGGGACCACUUUUCAUUUCAUUGCUGUCUGCACCAGCAGCUUCUGUCCUCUCGGUUCUCGACGUGUCCAAGUUUUACUCACAGCUUCUAGUUCGAGGAUGCCUCGGUCUUUGUGUGAUUUAUGCACUCUGGAAGUUUCAGAAAGAAGUCCAGAAACAAUUUGGCACAACAGUAGCUGUUUUUUACUGUUGGAUCUCAGCAACUCAGUUCCAUCUUCUCUUUUACUGCACAAGAACUCUCCCAAAUAUAUUUGCAUUGCCCAUUGUUCUCUUGGCAUUUACAGCCUGGUUGCAGCAGAAUCUUGGCACAUUUAUCUGGCUUUCUGCUCUAGCUAUCAUUGUGUUUCGAUUUGAGCUUUCCAUAUUCCUGGGUCUCAUGCUCCUUUUAUCAUUAGUGAGCCAUCGUAUUUCAAUUCUCAGAAGUCUUUACCAUGCAGUGCCAGCUGGUUUGGUGUGGUUGGCCCUAACCAUAUCUGUGGAUUCUGUGUUUUGGAGACGACUCCUCUGGCCUGAGGGAGAAGUACUUUGGUACAAUACAGUCUUGAAUAAGAGUUCUGAAUGGGGAACAUCACCCUUUUUAUGGUAUUUUUACUCGGUACUACCUCGUGCUCUUGGUUGUACUGUUCUUUUUCUGCCUCUUGGAGCACAGGACAGGAGGAGCUGGAAGCUGCUCUUCCCAUCGUUUGGUUUCAUCAUUUUAUAUUCGUUUCUACCUCACAAAGAACUGCGCUUUAUAAUCUACACCUUUCCUGUCUUGAAUGUUGUUGCAGCAAUGGGAUGUUCAUACCUAACGAUCAACUACCACAAAUCCUUCUUUUAUAAAUUGGGAUUCUUCGCUGUUAUUGCACAUUUCGUAGCAAAUGCCUGCUACUCUGGGUUGUUGGUAUAUGUAUCCCACCAUAACUACCCAGGUGGAGUCGCCAUGCAAAAACUACAUGAGAUCGUGCCUCCAACAACAGCUGUUUCAGUACACAUUGAUGUCGCUUCUGCUCAGACUGGUAUUUCCCGAUUUCUUGAACUCAAUCAAAAUUGGAGGUAUGACAAGACAGAAAAUCUUAAACCAGGAGAGGUUGGCACCAUUGAAUAUACACACAACCUAAUGGAAAUGGAUCCAAAUUAUGUAUCACAGUACAGAAACACUCAUAGGAUAAUGUUUAAUGUUUCUGGCUUUAGUGGAAUUGGAUUUAAUGUCUCUCAAUUACCUCCAUUUUACAUUAAAAUUGAAACAAAAUUAGUGGCACUAGAAAAAAUAUACACACAUAUUAAUGAGAAAAAGAUAAAAUAAAAUCUAGCCCAUUCUGCUUAGUGAUUAAGACUAAGAACAUUCUGCAAGUUCCUGUUUAUUCAGGAAUCUUUCUCUUUUAUUACAAACAAAAAUUUAAUUCACACAGCACUAAGUGGGAGUCUGAAAUAACGCGUGAUGUUGUGAGGAUAUUGUUCAUUCAGUUAUGCCAAGCUAAAAAAAAUAUCAAAAUUGCUCAUCUGCUGCUUGUUCUACUUGGUGUUUCUAUACCUCCAAACUUCUUCUUGAUUUUAAACAUGUAUCACUAUCCUUCUCAUUUUUAUGAUCAAGACAACGGGGAUAAGAAUUUUACUUAGGAGUCUGCCAUAAUUUUCCAAACAUUAAAGUAAGUGGAAAGAAAACUACAUGACUAUGGAAGUGGAAUUUCACUCACUUUGUUUUUAAGAAAUGCAGAUUUAUUGCACAACAAGACUUAAUGAUAAUUAUGCAUUCCUGUGGUAACUGAUUGUCUUGCAAAUAAGACAACUUGAUUUGUAUAGCUAUUUAAUCAUGUUUCUGAUUUCAUCUGCUGAAAAGGAGAAGUGAAUCAAACUCCUAGUCCAAUGAAUGAAAUUGAAACCAUGAAAUCAUUUCAGUUGUCCUUUGUUAUCGGAACUUUUAACUGACCACAAAUUAUAUUGAUUCAAACUAAGUUGAAUGUAACAUGGACCUAAGUUGCAAAAGCAUGCAUUUCUGUUUGAGCUAAUAUUUCAACUCAUGCCUAUUUGAUUCUGUAUUUUGACCUUUUCGUGUUUUCAAGGCUGAUGGUUUGGAAGGAACUUGUUACUUCAGUGGAACAUAAAUAUUAAAGUGCUGUUAAUCAGUGGCUUGAAAUAUACACAAAAUUAAAAUGAACUCUUGAACCAUU